AUGGUUUUCACUGAUCCCGUCUCAGUAGUCCUAUCCAUUAUUCUAUGUCUAUGUUUGAUAAGCAUUAUUUAUGGCUGGAAUAGAAAUGUUUACAAAAAUUUUCCUCCUGGACCAAAGGCUUUACCAUUUAUUGGACAUUUGCAUCUAAUAAAUAAGUAUGACACCUUUAAAAACAUUACAGAGCUAUCUAAAAAGUAUGGGCCUGUGUUCACCAUCCAAUUGGGACCCAAGAAGUAUGUUGUACUCUGUGGAUAUGAAACACUGAAGGAAGCUCUAGUGAACAAUGCUGAUGAGUUUUCCUGGAAAGUUGUAUUUCCAAUUAUUGAAGAAAUGAUUAAGGGACACGGUGUUCUUUUUGCCAGCGGGGAGAAUUGGAAAGUCAUGAGGAGAUUUACUCUUUCAACAUUACGAGAUAUGGGAAUGGGAAAACAAUCUCUGGAAGAAAAAGUUAAUGAAGAAAGUGAUUUCUUAAUUCAGAAGAUUGAAUCUUUUAGUGGGCAACCAUUUGAGAUCACCAUGAACAUGAAUGCUGCUGUUGCCAACAUAAUUGUAUCUAUAUUACUUGAUCAUCGAUAUGAUUAUGAGGAUCCUGUAUUUCUCAGACUUAUGAAAAUAACAAAUGAAAUUGUGAAGCUUUUGGGCCAUCCUAGAAUUGCACUAUCUAAAAAGUAUGGGCCUGUGUUCACCAUCCAAUUGGGACCCAAGAAGUAUGUUGUACUCUGUGGAUAUGAAACACUGAAGGAAGCUCUAGUGAACAAUGCUGAUGAGUUUUCCUGGAAAGGUGUAUUUCCAAUUAUCGAAGAAAUGAUUAAGGGACACGGUGUUAUUUUUGCCAAUGGGGAGAAUUGGAAAGUCAUGAGGAGAUUUACUCUUUCAACAUUACGAGAUUUUGGAAUGGGAAAACAAUCUCUAGAAGAGAAAGUUAAUGAAGAAAGUGAUUUCUUAAUUCAGAAGAUUGAAUCUUUUAGUGGACAACCAUUUGAGAACACCGUGAACAUGAAUGCUGCUGUUGCCAACAUAAUUGUAUCUAUAUUACUUGAUCAUCGAUAUGAUUAUGAGGAUCCUGUGUUUCUCAGAUUUAUGAAAAUAAUAAAUGAAAUUGUGAAGCUUUUGGGUGAUCCAAGAAUUGCAUUGUACAACGCAUACCCAUCCCUGUUUCGCUGGAUACCUGGAGUUCACAAAACAAUUAAGAAAAAUAUGAAUGAGUAUCUUAAUUUUAUUAGAGAGACCUUUGCAAAACAAAAGGAGCAACUGGAUGCUAAUGACCAGAGGAACCUUGUUGAUGUAUUUCUUGUUAAACAAGAGGAAGAGAAGCUUCAUGCAAAAUAUUUCAGCAAUGAAAAUCUAUUGCAACUUGUGAGUGAUUUAUUUUUUGCUGGAAUGGAGACAACAUCCACAACUCUGCGCUGGGGUUUUCUGAUUAUGAUGAAAUACUCAGAAAUACAAAAAAAUGUACAAAAUGAAAUUGAAAAAGUGAUUGGAUCUGCCCAGCCUCAAAUGGAACACCGUAAAAAAAUGCCUUAUACUGACGCUGUAAUUCACGAAAUUCAAAGAUUUAGUAGCAUUAUACCAACCCCUAGUCCACGUGAGAUUACUCAUGAUGUUGUUUUAAAAGGUUAUUUUCUACCAAAGGGAACUAACGUUCUUCUUAUGUUGACAUCCGCAUUAAAAGACAAGGAUUACUUUGAAAAGCCAGAUGAGUUUUAUCCUCAACACUUUCUUGACUCUGAGGGAAAUUUUGUAAAAAACGAUGCAUUUAUACCUUUUUCAGCAGGUCGGAGAUCAUGCGUUGGAGAAAAUUUUGCCAAAACAGAGCUCUUUCUGAUUUUCACAAGGCUGCUGCAAAAAUUCACAUUUCAGCUUCCUCCAGGUGUUUCGGAUGUUGAUUUUUCCCCUGCGGUUGGAUUUACCAGGGCGCCUAAGCCAUAUCUCAUGUGUGCUGUGCCUCGCUAUUAG
Messenger RNA from Bombina bombina (fire-bellied toad), 1956 nucleotides. RefSeq names its product cytochrome P450 2K6-like. Gene Ontology annotation, biological process: xenobiotic metabolic process. Gene Ontology annotation, cellular component: cytoplasm; intracellular membrane-bounded organelle. Bases 1 to 1956 code for a protein of 651 amino acids. The record is from RefSeq and is a predicted model, not a curated record. The transcript is spliced from 12 exons. Gene Ontology annotation, molecular function: heme binding; iron ion binding; oxidoreductase activity, acting on paired donors, with incorporation or reduction of molecular oxygen, reduced flavin or flavoprotein as one donor, and incorporation of one atom of oxygen. NCBI's taxonomy places the organism in Eukaryota, Metazoa, Chordata, Amphibia, Anura, Bombinatoridae.